CUCACAGAGGCCAAGGUGGCGGCAGUCUCGUCGAUCGAGAGGCGCUACACGCUAAAGCCCGGCUCCGACCAGCUGGUGGUGGAGAAGCUCACCGACGCCGACCGGACCGUUUGGAUCGGCCAGAUGCAUGACAUCAAAAACGGGUAUGAGAGCCGGUUCGGCAUCCUGACGGGCGACGUGCCGCUGCUGGUGUACGGGCGUCCGAUGACUGGGCGCAGGUACAUCGCCACCAGCGCCGGCAGCGUCACGCUCGAGAAGCAGUGGUCGCCGACGCCGAAGCCGUUCGCGCUACAGACGUGCGUCCGUGAUCUGGACACGCUGGACCAGACGUUCUCCCAGUACGGAACGCUGGACGAGCUGUUCAGCGCCGGCUCCACCUGCUUCGUGCUGAAGGCCGAUUCGUACGGAGCGAUGGGCAAGGCGAGUGAUCGGCGUGAGAAGGGCCGCGUGCGGCUGGACGUGACGCUCGCCUCGGAGCCGGACUUCACCAAGGUGGAGCGUCGGCAGGCGCGCCUGACCGCUCUUACUUCCCCGGUGAGCGUCACCCCUCCGGAGGAGCACGGCAAGAGGAUUUCUAUCAUACUCGACAUGGGCAACGCCGGGCUCUCCAGCGUCGACCUUCCCUUCAUCCAGGUCCUGAUCAACAUGUUCAAGCUGUACUACCCGGACAUGCUCAACUACAUCAUCGUCUUCGAGAUGCCAUGGAUAAUGAACGCCGCCUGGAAGAUCAUCAAGCAGAUGCUCCCCCCGAAGUCGCACCAGAUCAUCAAGUUCGCCUCGAAGAAGGACAUUGCCACCCUCAUUCGGCCGGAGGACUGCCUGGAGCGGUGGGGAGGUGAAAACACGUGGACCUUCCAGUACCGACGAGAGGAGUGCGAGAUGCCACCGUCGCCAUUUUUGGGUCCCCGCAAUAACCAGGUUGACAAGCCGGAUGACGACGGUGCCAGCCAGAGCAAGCGACGGGAGCGGCACCAGCGGCGGCGGGCAAUCUGCUCCACUACCACAGGCCUGCUCGACAUCCCGAGCGCCGCCGGCGACAAGGCCAAGAGCCAGGUGUCGGACGACAGCGGCGCCUCCAGUGAAGACCUGUCUGACCAGUCUCAGGAGGGCGCCGACGACACGGCCGUUGAGAUCGGCGGCCUGCUGAAGAUCUCGCCAGGUGACGAGAUCCAGUUCGCCAGCGACGCCGUCGAGGCCAGGCGACCACUCAUGCUGCGCAACAUUCGCCGCGGCCCGGUGGCCUUCAAGGUGAAGACGACGGCGCCCGAGAAGUUCCGCGUGCGCCCCUCGUGUGGCGUGGUGGCGCCGGGCCGGCGCGUGAGCGUCGAGCUCCGCUUGGCGCCUGGCGUGGCCGCGCACCAGGCGCUGGCUGAGAAGUUCCUGCUGGUGGCGGCGCCCAUUCAGCAACAGCAGGUCGUUGCCGACGACAUGGCCAGCGUCUGGAGGCUCCCGUGUGUCAGCGCCAGCUCUCGUGUGUAG
Molecule: messenger RNA, 1479 nt
Organism: Pollicipes pollicipes
Lineage: Eukaryota; Metazoa; Arthropoda; Thecostraca; Pollicipedomorpha; Pollicipedidae
Product: motile sperm domain-containing protein 2
Exons: 13
Coding region: 124-1479 (451 amino acids)
Cellular component (GO): endomembrane system; endoplasmic reticulum-endosome membrane contact site
Source: RefSeq, a predicted model, not a curated record